Molecule: messenger RNA, 2023 nt
Organism: Galdieria sulphuraria
Lineage: Eukaryota; Rhodophyta; Bangiophyceae; Galdieriales; Galdieriaceae
Product: MFS transporter, PHS family, inorganic phosphate transporter
Exons: 2
Coding region: 29-1987 (652 amino acids)
Biological process (GO): transmembrane transport; carboxylic acid transport
Cellular component (GO): plasma membrane
Molecular function (GO): carboxylic acid transmembrane transporter activity
Source: RefSeq, a predicted model, not a curated record
CACUAUUGUUAUCUUCUAUUUGGUUAUCAUGAAUUCCUCUGGUCCUUUUUUGGAGUUGGUAAAUGAACAAAUUGUACGGACUUCUCAAGAAUUACAGCGUUCUACUUGUACUUUAGAACAAGAAACCAAAGCCUCAAAAGGUGCCAUUGAUGGCAACAAGUUGGAAGCUCUAACUGAGGAGGAUAAGGUUGCUAUUCGAUUCAAUGCUUUUGGAACAGCUGCAGGGUUCUUUGUCAAUGGAUAUAUGUAUGAUAUCAACUCUGUUUUAUUGACCAUGUUUUCGGAUAUUUUUCCCAGUGUCAAUGAUGAUAAUACUUUACAAGCAGCCGUUGGAGUUUCCAUGUUGUAUGGCGUUAUGUUUGGACUGCUUAUUUUUGGGUUCAUAGCUGAUUUCUUUGGUCGAAAGAAAGGUCUCAUCAUGUGUUCUUGUUUUGUUUUAUUGGGAAAUAUUUUGGGAGUUGCUAUGAAUGGAACGAGUCAUGUUGGUGCUAUAUGGAUGAUGGUCAUUGCUCUUGGAGUAGCUGGUAUUGGUAUGGGUGGUGAAUAUACUUGUAAUGUACCCAACGUGAUGGAAGACAGUGAGCAGUUGGAUACUAAGAAUCGAGGUAGAAGAGUAGCUAUUCUUGUCAUGUGUUUGGAGACUUUGGGAAAUUAUGCUCCGUUUGUCGUUCAACUCAUAUUGAUAGCCAUUGCUUGUAGAAAUGCAUAUCUUGGAGCAGCAUCUGGUUGCAACUGGAAUGUGGUAGCCAGACUUUCAUUUGGAAUAGCAACCAUUCCAGUGAUUACUGUUUUAAUAUUUCGUACUAAGAUGAAAAACUCCCUCAUGUUUAAAAAGGAACAACAACGCAAAGGAAGAAGAUAUGAUGUGUUGGAUCUGUAUGUCAUUUGUCGUCACUUUAUACCACGUACGGUAGGAACCGUCAUUAUGUGGUUUCUUAUUGAUUGGAUCAAUUACAGUCAAGGAACCUUUGGAAAUCUUAUUCUCCAACAUGUUAUUGGAGUAUCAUUAUUCAAGUCUGUAUGGUUAUCUUUAGCUGAAGGAGCUGCUUGGGGUGUUUGGAUGCCAUUUGUUGCAGCUUUUGUGGUUGAUAAGUGGGGACGUAGAAAGACAGAAAUGUUUGGUUGGUUGUUCUUAGCAGCUACUCAGAUUAUCAACACUGGAUUCUUUUGGCAAUUGAAAGCCCAACCCAUUGCUUGGAUCAUAUGGAGUACAUUUGUUGGAGGGUUUCAAAACUUUGUAUUUAUACCAGUUUAUUUGGUUCCUGCUGAAGCAUUUCCUACCAGAAUUCGGGCCACUAUGUAUGGUAUUGCAUCAUCCUUAGGAAAGAUGGGAGGUAUUGUAGGCACUACCACUUUUCCAACAAUAUGGCGUAAUUGGUCAGGUGGAGUACAACAAAAUGAUGAAGGAUUAAGAAAGACGAUGUGGUUUUAUGGAGGAAUGGAAUUUCUAGGUCUCAUUAUUUGUACAUUUUUUGUUCCCGAAUAUUCUCAUCGUUCCUUACUUGGAGAAGAUACCAGGUUUGUAGAAUUGCGUCGUCGUUAUGCUGCACGUUUUGCCGUCCAUUGGGGAGUGGGUCAAGAACAGUUGGACCAAGUACAAGUUGAUGGAGAUUUCAACGGGUUGGGAUUUCUUAAAAACAAAUGUUUCUCAUCUGCAUCCCAAUAUCGUCAAUAUUGUACUUCAUUUGCUGCUUAUUUAGCAAGAAGAGAAAAUUUGUUGACCAAGAAACGACUCGAUUAUGUAGCUUCCUUACCUGUGGAUUACAAGGACCUUACAUUGUUUUCAGCAUAUUGGAACACAUAUCGAUUAGGAAAACAAAGAUAUGCAGAAUUUUUAAAAAAUUCGGAAGAAAUGGGAACUUAUGAUCCUCGUUGUGAAGAAGAAGAUAUUCUCUUUCAUUCAUCAUCAUCCUUUGAAAAAGAUUCAGAGAAGAAUGAUAUCUAUUUUGAAAGCUCUGUGAUAGAAUCCAUGAAAACCGAUAAGUGAUCAUUCAAAGAGAUGAAUAAACUCCAUUUUGUUGUG